AUGCUUUGUGGCGAGGCCGACUCGAUCGACAUUGGAGAUUUCUUGGAAGAAGACAUCAAGGGUCCUGCUAGUUUCUCGUCUGUUUCGACCGAAGGCGGCAGCGCAUCAGAUGGCAGCAAAUUCCAGGAGCCCGCUAUGAACGACCUCAUUUCCAACGUCUUUGGAGACGACAGCAUCACUCUCAAGUGCCAUUCUGGAGAGUGUCUGUAUGUCACCGAUGUCCCUGGCUACGAAAGACCUGUCAAGAAGAUCAACACACCACUCAUUGCCGGCGUCAUUGCUGGUUGUGCUCUGUUCGUCGUUGCUGUCAUCCUGAUCGUCUGGUUCCUCUCGCGCAGAAAGACAAAGUACGGCCCCAUCCACCUCUCCGACGACGAGGACGAUUUGAAUGCCGCCCUUCUCGCCGACCACAAACCCGCCAGUCUCUAUUUCGAAAAUGUCUCGUAUGCUCUGAAGGGUAAGCAGAUCCUCACAGACAUUCAAGGUGCUGUUCAUCCUGGUCAGCUCAUGGCUAUCAUGGGUGCCUCUGGCGCUGGCAAAACCACUUUCCUGGAUAUUCUGGCAAGAAAGAACAAGCGUGGUACUGUUAUCGGCAACUUCUUGAUCAACGGAGAGAAAAUCCCCGACAACGAGUUCAGAAGCGUUAUUGGCUUUGUGGAUCAGGACGAUACCAUGCUGCCUACCUUGACUGUUCACGAGACCAUUCUUGACAGCGCCAUGCUUCGUCUGCCGAAGGAGAUGAGCUACGCCUCCAAACUGCAAAAGGUCGAAGAUGUUGAAAGGCAGCUCGGCAUCUACCACAUCCGCGAUCAGCUCAUCGGCUCAGAAGAAGGCAAUGGACGUGGUAUCUCGGGCGGUGAGAAGCGCAGAGUCGGUAUUGCCUGUGAGCUCGUCACCAGCCCAAGCAUUCUCUUCCUCGACGAGCCUACGAGUGGUCUGGAUGCCUUCAACGCCUUCAAUGUCGUCGAAUGUCUUGUUCACCUCGUCAAGACCUACAACAGAACCGUCGUCUUCACCAUCCAUCAACCCCGUUCCAACAUUGUUGCACUUUUCGAUCAGCUAGUCCUUCUUGCUAAAGGCAGAACCGUCUACUCUGGCCCCUUCGGCAACUGCCAGGCCUACUUUGACAACAUCGGCUACUCUUGUCCUCCUGGCUUCAACAUUGCAGACUACCUUGUUGACUUGACAAUGCACGCUAGCACCGCCCAUCCCCAGAUUCCCGAAGACAGCUCUAUCUUCCGCCAACCCAUUGGACGCAGUACUCGUGCAAGCAGCGCGAUCGCUGUCAAGUCUGUCCCAAGUGUAUCCAACUUCAGCAUCGAGCAAGGAGGUUCCAUCACAUCCGAUUCUCCUCUUAGACCCAAGAACAGCCGUACUGCUUCAAUCAAGCAGCAGCAAGACAGAGCACUCUUCACGAGGAAGCAAUCAUCACGAGAGCCGCCUGCAACUGCAAGCACUAUCCGCUCUGAUGCUUCCUCUCUGGAGAACAGCUUCGAGAACACACAGCAAUGGCUCAAGAUGAGAGGAGUACAACAAGCACACGAUGAUCCUAACGGUCUUCCUCCCAACGCUGAAGGAGUUACAACCACAGAUCUUGAUAACCUCGUCCAAGCUUUCGCCGAGUCUGAUGUUGCUGCUUCUCUUCGUGACGAUAUCCAUAGUGCUCUCUCCGAGGCCGCUCAGUCGAAUGGUCAAGCUAAUGGUGCGGCUAACGGCGGCUCUGCUCAACCUACAGUCAAAGGUUACCGCAAGACUGGCAUUCUAGGCCAGUUCGUCAUCCUGUCCAAGCGUACUUGGCGCAACCUCUACAGAAAUCCUCUGUUGAUGCUGACCCACUAUGCCAUUGCAAUUCUGCUCGCUGUCUUCCUCGGGUUCCUCUUCUACGGUUUGACCGAUGACCUCAAGGGUUUCCAAAACCGUCUUGGCUUCUUCUUCUUCCUGCUUGCUCUCUUCGCUUUCAGCACUCUCACCUCUUUGACCGUCUUUGCUCCAGAACGUCUAUUGUUCGUCAGAGAGCGUGCCAAGGGAUACUACUCUCCUCUGGCUUACUACGCGUCCAAGGUUGUCUUUGAUAUCGUUCCUCUCAGACUUAUCCCUCCUGUGAUCAUGGCCGUCAUCGUAUAUCCCAUGACCGGUCUUCUACCUACGGCUGCUGAAUUCUGGAAGUUCAUGUUGUUCGUUGUUCUCUUCAAUCUUGCCGCGGCCACGGUGUGCUUGUGCAUUGGCAUUGUCAUCAAGAACCAGGGUGUCGCAAACCUGGUCGGUGUCCUUGUCAUGUUGUUCAGCUUGCUCUUCGGUGGCUUUUUGCUCAAUCACGAGACCAUCCCCAGAGGUCUUCGUUGGUUGCAAUCCGUAAGUUCCCGCUUGCCUUUCGAGUCUCGUGACCCUGCUGACCAUUUCACANNGAUUUCAAUCUUCCAUUAUGGCUUCGAAGGUCUUAUUGUUAACGAAGUGCGUUACCUCUCACUCAUCGACCACAAGUAUGGUCUGGACAUUGAGGUACCUGGCUCGGCCAUUCUCAGCUCUUUCGGCUUCAAUGUCCUGGCGCUUUGGAAUGAUGCCGUUGGUCUUGCAGUCUUCUGCGGUGUAUUCUUGGUGUUGGGAUACGUGGCAAUGCAUUUCUUGCUCGUAGAGAGAAGAUAG
Molecule: messenger RNA, 2643 nt
Organism: Aureobasidium vineae
Lineage: Eukaryota; Fungi; Ascomycota; Dothideomycetes; Dothideales; Saccotheciaceae
Source: the annotation of a GenBank genome assembly